AGGGGAGGUCUCUCAUGGCGGCAAGCUCUCUUGAACAAAGAAUCAUUCGUAUAUCUCACUGAAAGGGUUAACCCUUUUCACGACACCAUUUGAGUUACAAAAACAAAUUGUGCCAGAGCUUAUCAAUCAUCAGCUCGUGCCUUUUCUACAAAUGGCAUUCGCUCUACUGCACAAUUCCCCCACCACAUCACCAUUGACAUUUAUGGGUUCCUCACCCAGCAACUCUCCAAGGCUCAAGCUCCUAUUCCUCAUCCUCUUCUUCCUGUGUUUUCUUUCCCCCAAUGAUUUCUCGGCCGAUGCGUUUACGGGAACAUACGGAGUGAACUACGGCAGGAUCGCCGACAACCUACCAUCGCCCCACAGCGUCGUCACCCUCCUCAAAGCCGCCAAGAUCAAGAACGUCAGAAUCUACGACGCCGACCACCAGGUCCUCGACGCCUUCAAAGGCUCCGGCCUCGAGCUAAUCGUCGGCCUGGGAAACGAAUUCCUCAAAGACAUCAGCCUCGGCGAGGACCGCGCCAUGAACUGGAUCAAAGAAAACGUCGAGCCUUACCUCCCCGGAACCAAAAUCGUGGGAAUCGCCGUCGGAAACGAAAUCCUCGGCGGCACGGACAUCGAGCUCUGGGAAGCCUUACUCCCUUCCGUCAAAAACGUCUACGCCGCCCUCCAACGCCUCAAUCUCCACAAGAAGAUCGAGCUCUCAAGCCCUAAUUCCGAAGCCGUCUUCGCCAAUUCGUUUCCCCCUUCCGCCUGCAUAUUCCGACCCGACAUCGCGGUGUUCAUGGUUCCAUUACUCCAAUUCUUCUCCCAAAUUGGAUCCCCAUUCUACAUCAACGCGUACCCAUUCUUAGCCUACAAGAGCGAUCCAGAGCACAUCGACCUCAAUUACGCAAUUUUCCAGCCCAAUUCGGGGAUCUUCGACGCGAAGACGAAUCUCCACUACGACAACAUGUUCGACGCCCAAGUGGAUGCGGCCUACGCCGCGCUGGAGAAGGCUGGGUUCGAGAAGAUGGAGGUGAUCGUUUCGGAAACAGGGUGGGCUUCUCGCGGCGACGAGAACGAAGCUGGAGCCUCGUUGCAGAACGCCAAGACCUACAAUCGGAACUUGAAGAAGAGGCUGGCGAAGAAGAAAGGCACGCCGUACAAGCCCAAGGAACCGGUGAGGGCUUAUGUGUUUGCUCUGUUCAACGAGAAUUUGAAGCCGGGGCCGACGUCGGAGAGGAAUUUCGGGUUGUUCAAACCUGAUGGGAGCAUUUCUUAUGAUGUUGGGUUCACUGGGUUGAAGGAUUCGUCCGGUGUUAGGAUUCUUCAGGGGCUAGUUUCUAGGUGUUUAUGCUCUUUGGUUCUUGCAAUUGCGCUGCUGAAUUCUGUUUGGUAGUGCGCAUUAUCAGAAAUUGUGUUUGGUAACGAGUGAAAUGAAUGAGGUUGAUUAAAUAUUGUAGAUCAAGGCAAGGCUUCCAUAAUUAUUGUACAGUCGAUUCAGUUAAUCAUUG
Molecule: messenger RNA, 1493 nt
Organism: Linum tenue
Lineage: Eukaryota; Viridiplantae; Streptophyta; Magnoliopsida; Malpighiales; Linaceae
Source: the annotation of a GenBank genome assembly